Molecule: messenger RNA, 11080 nt
Organism: Dama dama (fallow deer)
Lineage: Eukaryota; Metazoa; Chordata; Mammalia; Artiodactyla; Cervidae
Product: peroxisomal succinyl-coenzyme A thioesterase-like
Exons: 3
Coding region: 136-1410 (424 amino acids)
Biological process (GO): fatty acid metabolic process; acyl-CoA metabolic process
Cellular component (GO): peroxisome
Molecular function (GO): fatty acyl-CoA hydrolase activity
Source: RefSeq, a predicted model, not a curated record
AGGACGCCUCCGGGGGCGCCUCAGCCUUUGACAGCUCCCGGCGCCAGGCGACGCCUGACCUCAUCGGUCCACUGGGCGCGCACAGCCGGCCUGGGAUGGGACACCGGAAGCGACCUGAGCUUUCACAUUCAGGGUAUGGGCUGCGACAGUGCGUCUGGAAUGACAGUGACGGUGACGCUGGAGCCGGCGGGCCGCUGCCGCUGGGACGAGCCCGUGCGCAUCGUCGUGCGCGGCCUGGCGCCGGGGCAGCCGGUCACGCUGCGCGCGGCCCUGCGCGACGAGAAGGGCGCCCUCUUCAGGGCCCACGCGCGCUACUGCGCCGACGCCGCCGGCCUGCUGGACCUGGAGCGCGCGCCCGCGCUGGGCGGCAGCUUCGCGGGGCUCGAGCCCAUGGGGCUCUUCUGGGCUCUGGAGCCCGAGAAGCCUUUUUGGCGGUUUCUGAAGCGGGACGUGCAGACGCCCUUCGCCGUGGAGCUGGAGGUGUUCGACGGUCACGAGCCCGGGACCCAGCGACUUCUGGGCCGGGCGCUGCACGAGCGCGACUUCCUGGCGCCCGGGGUGCGGCGCGAGCCGGUGCGCGCGGGCCGGGUGCGCGCCUCGCUCUUCCUGCCGCCAGGAUCUGGACCUUUCCCAGGGAUCAUUGACAUCUUCGGUAUUGGAGGAGGCCUAUUGGAAUAUCGGGCUAGUCUUUUGGCUGGCCAUGGCUUUGCCACAUUGGCUCUAGCUUAUUAUGACUUUGAUGAUCUUCCCAAGAAAUUUGACGUGAUACACCUGGAAUAUUUUGAAGAAGCCCUGUGCUACAUGCUCCAGCACACCCAGAUAAAGGGCCCACGCAUUGGGCUUCUGGGCAUUUCUUUAGGGGCUGAUAUUUGUCUCUCCAUGGCCUCAUUUUUGAAGAACAUCUCAGCCACGGUUUCCAUCAACGGAUCUGGGUUCAGUGGACACAGAGUCAUACACUACAAGGACAGCAACAUUCCACCGUUGGGCCAUGACCUGAGGCGAGUGAAGGUAGCUUUCUCAGGCCUCCUAGACAUUGUGGAUGUAAGGAACGAUAUUGUAGGGGGGUGCGAGAACCCCUGCAUGAUUCCAAUAGAGAAGGCCCAGGGGCCUAUCCUCUUCAUUGUUGGUCAGGAUGACCAUAACUGGAGGAGUGAGUUUUAUGCCCAGAUAGCCUCGGAACGGUUACAGGCCCAUGGAAAGGAAAAACCCCAGAUCAUCUCUUAUCCUGGGGCUGGGCACUACAUUGAGCCUCCUUAUUUCCCCAUGUGCCCAGCUUCUUUGCACAAAUUAUUGGACAAACCCGUAAUGUGGGGUGGGGAGCCCAGGGCCCAUUCUAAGGCCCAGCUAGAUGCUUGGAAGCAAAUUCUAACCUUCUUCACCAAACACCUUGGACCUUCCCCCAAAUUGUAAUGCACUGCUCUGCUACUGACAGGAGAGAGAUUCAAGAUUGGAUUUUAGUGUUUAAUAGUCUUAUCUGAAUCGUUUGUCCCCUGGACAACACUAAAUUCAUGUCAUUGGUAUUAAUGACAUAUUUUAGGUAACUUUGUGGAGUUUUAUUUCAUUAUGAAUUUUUCUAAUCUAACACAUGCCUGUUGUUGACGAUUCAAUAGAGGUAUAUAAUACAAAAUAGUAAAAAGUAUCCGUACUUUUAAAAUUUGUGUUUUCAUCUAGAUUUUUUUUACUUAACAUUUUUAGUCACAGAACUACUGGGUUACUUUUUCCAUCACUAGGAGAGAAUGGUCAUUCAGUGUUUGCCAGUGGUUCAGUUACAGAUAACAGUAGAAAAAGUUGGCUAAAGUAUACACAGAGGUGUUGAUAGAAGGAAAGCCAGACUGACCUUUUUCUCAUGGAGAUUAAAGAGGAAUUCCCUGGGAGGAGGAGUUGUGGUAAGAAGGGGAGCACCAGGGGCUUCCUUCGUGGUCAGUUUAAGCAUCCACCUUUCAAUGGAAGGAACACCAUUUUCAUCCCUGGUCCAGGAAGAUCCCACGUGCCUGGGGCAACUAAGUCCAUGUGCCACAACUACUGAAGCCUGCAGACCUAGAGCUCUUGAUCCAUAACAGGAGAGGCUACUGCAAUGAGAAGUCCACAUACUGCAAAUAGAGAGCAGCCCUCACUCACCCCAACUACAGAAAGCCCAUGCCCAGCAACAAAGACCCAGCACAACCAAAAAAUAAUAAACAAUAAAAAAAGAAGGGGAACAUCUGACUCUAGAAUAGUUUAGUCAAAACUCUAUUCCAAAGGUGAGUCAUUCAGUUCAGUUCAGUUGCUCAGUUGUGUCCGACUCUUUGUGACCCCAUGGACUGCAGCACGCCAGGCUUCCCUGUCCAUCAGAAAGUCCUGAAGGAUGCUCACAUUCACCAUCCAUCAAGUUGGUGAUGCCAUCCAGCCAUCUCAUCCCCUGUCAUCCUCUUCUCCUCCUGCCUUCAAUCUUUCCUAGCAUCAGGGUCUUUUUCAGUGAGUUGGCUCUUUGCAUCAGGUGGACAGAGUAUUGGAGCUUCAGCUUCAGCAUCAGUCCUUCCAAAGUCAUCAGUCCAAAGGUGAGUGACUAUGACCUAUUUUCCUUCCUGCUUCCUGGUUCUGAGAACAAACUUUGGAAACUCAUACUGUGACAUUCCUAGAGGCAUCAUCACUUUCCCUGACAACAAAACUACAAAUUGUUAUGUAGGUUUAUUUGAAGAGACAGUGGUUGAGAAUGUUCAACAAUUGACAGACAUCAACUACAUAGUCCAGAGGCACCAUGUCUUGGCUCAGGCUUCUCUAACAAAAUACCAUAGACGGAAUGGCUUAAACAACAGACAUUUCUCACAGUUCUGGAGGCUGGGAAGUCCAAGAUCAAGGUUCUGGCAGAUUCAGUUCCUGGUGGGGGCCUCUUCUGGCCUAGAGACAGCUGCCUUCUCCCUGUGUCUUCAACUGGCGGGGAAAGAAAGAGGGGGAGCUCCAGUUUCACUUACUCAUUUCAUAAGGACACUAAUCCCAUCAUGGGGGCCUCACUCUCCUGACCUCAUUUAAACUUAACAACUUUGCAAAGGCCCCACCUUCAAAUACCAUCACACUGGAGUUUCAGAUUGCAACAUUGAGUUUUGAGGGCACACAUUCAGUUCAUAACACCUAUAAAGCUCAAGCUAGUUAAAUACAAAGAAAACUGUAUUUAACACAUUAUAGAACAAUUGUUUGUGCAGGUUUUAAAUAAUUUGUUUGUUUAUAUAUUAGUAUUUUUGGCUGUGCUGGGUCUCCGUGGCUGUGGCUUUUCUCUAGUUGCAGUGAACUUGGGCCCUAUAUGCUCUAGUUGUGCUCCAUGGCUUCUCACUGUGGUGGCUUCUCUCAUUGCAGAGCAUGGGCUCUUGGGCACACAGGCUUCAGUAGUUGCAGCAUGUGGACUCAGUAGUUGCUGCUCCCAGGCUGUAGAGAGCAGGCUCAAUAGCUGUGGAACACAGGCUUGGCCACUCUGAGGCAUGUGUGAUCUUCCUGGACCAAGGAUCGAACCCAUGUCUCCUGCAUUGGCAGUUGGCUUCUUUACCACUAAGCCACCAGGGAAGCCCUGUGCAGGUUUUAAAACAUAGAAUCAUAACACAAAUUCUUCACCACUUCUGGCACAAAGAGGUGGGAGAUCUAUGCCCUCUCCCCUCAAUAUGGAUGGUUUCUGACUGCUUCAGUUAGUACUAAACUGAUGCUUUGUGACUUCAGAAGGUGGGUCAUAAAGGCCAUGAAGUUUUCACCUUGUUUGCUGGGAAUACUUGCUCUUGGAGCGCUGAGCCACCCUAUGGAGCUUGACAAACUUGAGGCUGUGAUGCUAUGCGUGUGUGUGUGUGUGCUAAGUUGCUUUAGUCGUGUCCAACUCUUUGCGACCUAUGGACUGUAGCCACCGUUUUUCUCUAUCCAGGGGAUUCUUCAGGAAGGCCUACUGGAGUGGGUUACCAUGCCCUUCUCCAGGGAUCUUCCUGACCCAGGGAUCAAACCCUUGUCUCUUAGGUCUCCUGCAUUGGCAAGCAGGUUCUUUACCACUAGUGCCACCUGUGAAGCCCCAAUUCUUAGACAUUCCUGUGCAAAAACAUGGCCUCUGAGAGACACACAACAAUUGCUGGCCCCUACCUAGCUCUUCUGAAAUCUAGCUAAGAAUCUGUUGCCAAUUCUUUCAUUGCUGCUCGGUUUACUCUCUGAGUUGUUCUCUGUGUCUCUUGGUUCUAUCCUCUGAGUUGAAACUUGUGUUUCCCAUAAAAAUAAUUAAAUUAGGAAAAAAGCCUCCAGGAUCUGUUUUCUGGGCAAAAUAUAUGAAGCAUCUAAAGGUCUCUUUUUAGACACAGAUGUAAAGAACAGAACUUUGGACUCUGAGUUCUGAGGGGGGAGAAGGCGAGGGUGGGAUGAUUUGAGAGAAUAGCAUGUAUAUUACCAGAUGUGAAAUAGAUCGCCAGUCCAGGUUCGAUGCAUGAGACAGGGUGCUGAGGGCCGGUGCACUGGGACGACCCUGAGGGAUGGGAUGGGGAGGGAGGUGGGAGGGGGGUUCAGGAUGGAGAACACAUGUACACCCAUGGCUGAUUUAUGUCGAUGUAUGACAAAAACCACUACAAUAUUGUAAUUAGCCUCCAAUUAAAAUAAAUUAAUUAAUUUAAAAUAAUUAAAAAAACAGGCAAAAUAUAUGGAGAUAGAAGUCAGAGUAGUGUAGUGGAUGUUCUUCAAGGCAGGAGUUUUGUUUUUGUUUUAUGAUAUUGGUGUAUUCACUGUGAAAAUACAUAGAGAUGCACUUUAAAAAAUAAAUAAAUGAAUAAAGGUCUCUUUUUAUUUUGCACUCUUUCUCUUUUAAACUUACUGUGCUUCCACCAGAACCAUUUUAAAAACUAUGUGGGUUUUCUAAAAAUAUUAGUGGAGUUCACUGUUUUAGGCAAUACAUCACUAUAAACCUGUUUGAGAUAAGACUGUCUCUAUUUGGGGCUUUUUGGGAGAAUGCUGCAGGAAAACAUCCUUAAGAUUCUCAUAAAUUCUCUUAUUUAAUAGGAUUUUUUAGGCGCACCUUAAAAUGUUUAGAGGGACUUUUGUCAUUCUGAAAUAUUCUGUGAAGCACUACCUUGAAUCUUUGAAGUCUUUACAAAGGAUCUCCCAUAGACUCACUCUGGGCUUGACUUUGCUUUGAGAUUCUGUCUUAAUUAUAGAACAAUUUACCAUCUGGAGAAGGUGGAAAGGAGAAACAGUAUUACUGUCAAACUUGGCAAGUCCUGGUUGCUUCCUCUUUAGAAGUUCAUUAAAAAAAUUAUGUCAUAUUGGAGUACAGUUGUGUUAAUUUCAGGUGGACAGCAAAGUGGUUCAGUUAUACACAUACCUAUUCUUUUUCAGAUUCUUUCCCUUACAGGUUAUCACAGAAUAUUGAGUAGGUUCUCUGUACUGAGCAGUAGGUCCUUGUUGCUAACAGUUGAUUCCUUAGUUCACCUCUUUUUGUGUGUGUUAUAAUAGGCAGCAAGAAGAAGCCGGAUGGCACUAUCAGUACCCUGCUGGGAAAUCAUUUUAGCUAGAUCACUGAAUUAAUUAGGUACGUUUUCCUUUCUUUCACAUUAUUACAGAUGUCAGUGUUUCCUCUGGCUUCCAGUGAAUUUAUUUUGCUUUCCUUUAGACCUUCAUGAGUCUCUUUGACUUUCACUAAUGGUCUCCCUGGAGCCCUUCCAGCUUCCACCUGCCACUCAGUCCUAAAGCCAUUUGUGAUUCUCAUGCACGUGAAUUUCUGCAUGGACUGCUGAGCUUCCUCACAGCGUGAUAUAUGGAUUUCAAAAAUGUGAAACCAGACACUACAAAAUUAUUAGAGGAAAAUAUAGGCAGGACACUCUCUGACAUAAAUCACAGCAAUAACGUUUUCAAUCUGUCUUCCAGAGUAAUGGAAAUAAAAACAAAAAUAAACAAAUGAGACCUAAUUAAGCUCAAAAGCUUUUGCACAGCAGAGGAAACCAUAAACAAAACAAAAAGACAAGCCAUCAAAUGGGAGAAAAUGCAAAUGAUGUGACUGGCAAGGUUUUGGCUCCAAAAUGUACCAAUAACUCGUAUGGCUUAAUAUCAUCAAACAAACAACCCAAUAAAUAAACGGGCAGAAGACCUCAAUAGACAUUUCUCUAAAGAUGACAAACACAUGGCCAGUGAGUGAAAAAGUGAAAGUCACUCAGUCAUGCCCAACUCUUUGCGACCCCAUGGACUGUACAGUGAUUUCUCUAGCCAAGGAUACUGGAGUGGGUAGCUGUUCCCUUCUCCAGGGGAUCUUCCCAAUACAGGAAUCGAACUGGUCUCCUGCAUUGCAGGUAGAUUCUUUACCAACUGGUCUAUCAGGGAAUGCCAACAUGGCCAAGAGGCACAUAAAAAGAUGUUCAGUAUUGCUCAUUAUUAGAGAAAUGCGAACCAAAACUACAAUGAAAUAUCGUAUCAGAAUUCCUAUCAUCAGAAAAUCCACAGAUGGGCUUCCAUUGUGACUCAGUGGUAAAGAAUCCACUUGCCAAUGCAGGAGACACAGGUUAGACCCCUGAUCCAGGAAGAGUCUAUGAGCCAUGAAGCAACUAAGACUGUUCACCACAACUACUGAACCUGGGCUCUAUACUACUGAGCCUAUAUGCUACAGCUACUGAAGCCCACCUAGAGCCUGUGUUCUGUAACCAGAGAAGCCACUGCAAAGAUAAGCCUCACACCGUAAGUGGAGAGUAGUUCCUACUCAUUACAACUAGAGAAAAGCUCGAGUGACAAUGAAGAUCUAGCACAGACAGAAAAGAGAAGCCCACAGACAAUAAAUACUGGAGAAGGGAACUUUCCUACACUGUUGAUGGGAAUGUAAAUUGGUGUGGAGAGGUUCCUAAGAGAACUGAAAACAGUUACCAUAAAAUCCAGCAAUCCCACUCCUGGGUAUAUAUCUGGAGAAAAACCAAAAUUUAAAAAGAUACAUGCACCCCAAUGUUCCUUACACCACUGUUUACAAUAGCCAGGACAUGGAAGCAAACUAAAUGUCUAUCAACAGAGGAAUGGAUAAAGAUGUGGUACAUAUACAAUGCAAUAUUGCUGUUGUUCCGUUACUAAAUUCUGUCCAACUCUUUGCGACCCCUUGGACUGUAGCAUGCCAGUCUUCUCUGUCCUCCACUGUCUCCCGAAUUUUGCUCAAGUUCAUGUCCACUGAGUUACCAUCUCAUCCUCUGUCGCCCCCUUCUCCUAUUUCCUCAGCCUUUCCCAGCAUCAGGGUCUCUUCCAAUAAGUUCGCUCUUCACAUCAGAUGGCUAAAGUAUUGGAGCUUCAGCUUCAGCCAACAGUCCUUCCAAUGAAUUUUCAGGGUUGAUUUCCUUUGGGAUUGACUGGCUUGAUCUACUUGCAGUCCACGGGACUCUCAGGAGUCUUCUCCAACACCACAGUUUGAAGGCAUUAAUUCUUCAGCACUCAGCCUUCUUUAUGAUCCAACUCUCACAUCCAUACAUGACUACUGGAAAAACCAUACCUUUGACUAUACAGACCUUUGUCAGCAAAGUGAUGUGUCUGCUUUUUAAUAUGCUGUCUAGGUUUGUCAUAGCUUUCCUUCCAGGGAGCAAGCAUCUUUUAAUUUCAUGGCUCCAGUCACCAUUUGUGUGAUUUUGGAGCCCAAGAAAAUAAAAUCUGCUGCUGCUUCCACUUUUUCCUCUUCUGUUUGCCAUGAAGUGAUGGGACCAGAUGCUAUGAUUGUAGUUUUGAUUUUUUUUAAUGUUGAGUUUCAAGCCAACUUUUUCACUCUUCUCUUUCACCCUCAUCUAGAGGCUCUUUAGUUCCUCUUCACUUUCUGCCAUUAGAGUGGUAUCAUCUGCAAAUCUGAGGUUGUUGAUAUUUCGCCAGGCAAUCUUGAUUCUAGUCUGUGAAUCGUCUGGCACAGCAUUUUGCAUGAUGUACUCUGCAUAUAAAUUAAAUAAGCAAGGUGACAAUAUACAGCCUUGACAUACUCCUUUCUCGAUUUGGAACCAGUCCAUUUUUCCAUGUCCAGUUCUAACAGUUGUUUCUUGAGCUACAUACAGGUUUCCCAGGAGGCAGGAAAAGUGGUCUGAUAUCCGCAUCUCUUAAAUACUCUUCCAGUUUUUUGUGAUCCACUCAGUCAAAGGCUUUAGUGUAGUGAAUGAUGCAGAAGUAGAUGUUUUUCUGGAACUCCCUUUCCUUCUCCAUGACCCAACAAAUGUUGGCAAUUUGUUCUGUGGUUCCUCUGCCUCUUUGAAACCCAGCUUGUACAUCUGGAAGUUCUUUGUUCAUGUACUGCUAAAGCCUAGCUUGAAGGAUUUUGAGCAUAACCUUGUUAGCAUGUGAAAUGAGUACAAUUAUAUGGUCGUUUCAGCGUCCUUUGGCAUUGCCCUUCUUUGGGAUUGGAAUGAAAACUGACCUUUUCCAGUCCUGUGGCCACUGCUGAGUUUUCCAAAUUUGCUGACGUAUUGAGUGCAACACUUUAACAGCAUCAUCUUUUAGGAUUUUACUUUAUUUUAUUUUAUUUAUUUAUUUAUUUUUUAUUAGUUGGAGGCUAAUUACUUCACAACAUUUCAGUGGGUUUUGUCAUACAUUGACAUGAAUUUUAAAUAGCUCAGCUGGAAUUCCAUCACCAUAUUACUCAGCCAUAAAAGAAAAACAAAAUAAUGCCAUUUGCAGCAACGUGGAUGGACUUAGAGAUUGUCAUACUGACUGAAGUAAGUCAGAGAAAGACAAAUAUGAUAUUGCUUACUUGUGGAAUCUUAAAAAACAACAACAACAACAACAGAAAGCUGAUGAGAGAAAUUGAAGAUGAUACAAACAGACCAAAAGAUAUACUGAAUUUGUGGAUUUUAACCCUUGUCCACUGUUGGUGGGAAUGUAAAUUGGUGUAGUCUCUAUAGAAAACAGCAUGGAGGCUCAUCAAAAAAUUAAAACUAGUUCUACUAGAUGAUUCAGCAGCUACUCUCUGGGAUACAUACCUGAAAAAACAAAAACACUGAUUCGAAAAGAUACAUGCACCCUAAUGUCCGUAGCAGUAUAUUUACAACAGCCAAGAAUACUGAAGCAACUUAGUUUUCCAUCAAUAGACAAAUGGAUAAAGAAGAGGGUGGUAUAUAUUUAUAAAGGAAUACUAAUCAGUUCUAAAAAGAAUCAAAUUUUGUCAUUUGCAACAACAUGGAUGAACCUGGAGGAUAUUACACUUAGCAAAAUAAGUCAGACAGAAAGACAAAUACUGUAUGUUACCACUUAUCUGUGGAAUACAAAAAAAUAAAUAUAACAAAACAAAAACAGACUCACAGAUACAGAGAACAAUCUAGUGGCUACCAGUGAAGAAAGGAUCUGGGAGAGGGGCAAGAUAGAGGUAGGAGAUUAAGAGGUAUAAAGUACUAUGAAUAAAGUACAAGAAUUUAUUUACAGCCAGAGAAAUACAUGCAAUAUUUUCUUUUCUUUUUUUGGCUGUGCUGUGAGCAUACGGUAUCUUAGUUCCCUUGGACCAGGGAUCAAACCCAUGCCCCCUGCAGUGGAAGCAUGGAGUCUUAACCACUGGACUGCCAGGAAGUCCCUCCAAUAUAUUAUAAUAACUUCAUAUGGAAUAUAGUCUUUUCAAAUUUUGUAUCAAUGUAUUAUAUACUUGAAAUUCAUGAUAUUGUAAAUCAACUAUACCUCAAUAAAGAAAAUAUAUGUGUAUGUCAAAAUUCAUCAAAUUAUUAAUUUUUUUUUUAAAUUCUAAAGGCAGAAUUCAGAGAGAUACUGGCUUUUGAUAUGUGUCUUUUUUUUUUUAAUAUGUGUCUUAACUGAUAGGAUUUCUUUUUUAUGAAUCUAAAGUAAUAUAAAUUCAUAGAAAACUUGGAAAACAGAGAAAAUUAUUCAUUAAAAAAUGAGUUUCAUGUAAUCCAUUCACUUUUUUAACAUGAUUUUUUAAAAAUUGUUUAUUUUAAUUUCGGUUAUGCUGGGUCUUCGUUGCUACAGCUGGGGACUACUCUUGGUUGUGGCGCACAGGCUUCUGACUGCGGCGUUUCUCUGUUGUGGAGCACAGGCUCAAGGCAGGAGGGCUUCAGUAGUUGCAGCUCCCGGCCUCUAGAGUAGGGGCUUAGUAGUUGUGGCAUAUGGGCUUAGUUGACCCAUGGCAUGUGGAAUCUUCCUGGCCCAGGGGUUGAACUCAUCAACUCUGUAUUGGCAGGUGGCUUCUUAUCCACUAUACCACUAGGGAAGUCCAGAAACUAGCACUCUUAACAUUUUAGUAUAUAUCUCUCUUUUCCUUCAGACUCUGAUUUUCUAUUUAUGUAUGAAUAUUUUAGGAAACUGGGAUUUUUGUGUGUAUUGAGAUUUUAAUCAAUUAAGUGUACAUCCUUUUUACCUUAACAUUAUAUGAUGAUUAUUUUACCAUAUUUACAUUCUUCAAAUGCAUGAUUUUUAAAAACAGUGGCUUAUACUCUAUUGGUGCUAGUAUCCUUCAUUUAAACAAUCCCUGAUGAUUUUUCAUAAUGAAGUCUGGUGCUGGGGUAAUGGGACAUGUACAUAUAUUAAGUCUGUGUGUCACUGAUUUUCUUCUUAAUUUUUUAAUUUGGCUGUGCUAGGUCUUAGCUGAGGCAAUGGGAUCUUCAGUGCUGCGUGAGAGAUUUUUGUUGUCGCAUGCAGGAUCUAGUUUCCUAACCAAGGAUCAAACCCAGGCUCCCUGCAUUGGGAGCACAGAGUCUUAACCACUGGACCACUAGGGAAGUUCCCUGGUUAUGUCUUUAAGAGAGAUUCUUUGAAAAGAAAUUAUGGGGUCAAACUUGUAAACAGGAUUCUUUACUAUACAUACCAGAAACUGUCAAUUACACCAUCAAGGACACUGUGAGACAGCCAGCCAUGCCGCAUUGCUAACACUGGUGUAAUGUGGGUAUGCAUGUGUGCCCAUGUGUCUAAUUUUUAUAAUUUUAUAAAUUUUAUGGUUUGAAAAGAGAAUCUCAUAUUGUUGUGCUUUUCUGUUUUUGUUACUGAGGUUGAAUAUUCUCCUCUCUUAUCGGGAAAAUAUUUGUAUUCCUUUUAAACUACAUUUCCCAUUCCUUCAGAAUGUUCAUCUAUGACUUCAUGACCUAUAGCAGCAUUUCAUUAUGUAUUACAGAAGUAAAUAAUUCUAAUAUAUUUUGGCCACAUUAUAUCAGCUUGU